This is a messenger RNA of Hyaloperonospora brassicae, 960 nucleotides long. The record is from the annotation of a GenBank genome assembly. Lineage: Eukaryota; Oomycota; Peronosporomycetes; Peronosporales; Peronosporaceae.
AUGAAGGUCAAGUUUGCGGUGCUGGGGGACGCGUUUGUGGAUGUGGUAGCGAGCGCACUGGCAGCCGAUCAGCUGCCUCAAUGGGGUAGCGACGUCGAGUGCUCUCGACCCAUUCAACUGCAGCCGGGGGGCUCGGCGCUGAACACAGCGACGCACUUGGCAAACCUCAGUAGCCGCAACACGGACCACGAGCUGCACGUGGCACUGCACACAGUGAUAGGCAAUGACUCGUUCGCAGACGUAGUGAAAUCGCACCUAGCGGAGCGCAACGUGGUGCUGAGCUCCCCGACGCUGGCGGACAUUCCCACGGGUGUCUGUAUUGUUCUCAGUGGACCGCACGACCGUAGUUUCAUCACGCACUACGGAGCGGUCCGUCGGUUCAAUAUUGAGCACAUCAACGAGACAAUGGUGCUUUCGGCGGACCACCUGCACAUCGGAGGAUUUUAUAGCUGUGCCAGUCUUCGAGCAACUAUAAAGCCUUUGCUAGUCAAGGCAAGAGAAAAGGGCGUCACCAUAUCGCUGGAUACAAACUACGACUCGUCCGAGAAGUGGGAGGAUCUUGACGUGCUGUUUUCGCUCAUUGACGUGUUUUUGCCAAACGAAGUGGAGGCGAUGAAGAUCUCGCACACGGAAUCGGUAGAUGCGGCAUUAGCAUACUUUGCAAAUCGAGUCAAAGGAGUGACGGUCAUCAAGACUGGUGCAAGUGGUGCCAUCGCGCACUGCUCGAAAGCUCAGCAGCAAUGGACGCAGCCAAGUUUUCCGGCGGAUGUCGUGGACGUCACGGGGGCAGGUGACUCGUUCAACGCUGGAUUUCUCUCAGCGUGGAAGACAAACGGUGGAGACGUGGGUGAUGCACUGCGCUGGGGUUGUGGGACGGCGUCGCGAAUAGUGGCCGUCGUCGGUGCCUGCAAUCUUUCACUCGAUUACGAUGACGUGUUGAAGGUGGUCUCAGCCCAGUAA